GGCGUCGAAUACAGGGAGGCUGACAGCGGAAGGUUUUCUGACUGUUUUGCUUGAUUUCGUUCAACACUUUUGUGUACUUUCGUCUACUUUCGACUCGUGCCGUGUUCGUAGUUCAAAGUUUGAUACUUUAAAUGCCCGCACGGCGCCUCAGCGGCCCGGAGUGCGGAUGCCCCGGCCGGCCGGCGGUCGGUCUGUCUGUCUGUCUGUCAGGUGCCCGCGAGCGGACGGUGGGACGCGGGGGUCCGAGGUCCCGGUCGUGAUGACGGCCGACGCUCCGACGCUCUUGUCGGGGGUUCACCGAGCGACCCGCCGAGGGCUCUCUCGGCGUCAGCCCGGACGCCGGUCGUCCCGGGCCCGAGAGCCUGUCAGGCGCGGAGGACGGGAAGUUGCCUUUUUGACUUUUGUUCAAAUGGCACGCGAUAGUAAACCCGCUUCAAGAAGGGCGAUUGUGGCGGCCGUCGCGUCCGCCUCGCGUGCUGCCUUCCUCCGCCUCGGCUUCAUGUUCGGCCGCCUCGCGGAGGUCCUCCCCCUGCGGCGCUGGGCGGAGUUUCCUACCGGAGCAGACGCUCCUUUUGUCGGAUCUCCUUCGACUUGACUCCCCGGGGCUUCGGGCACAAAGAAAGGGCGCUGUGGAUGCGGACUCGGCGGCCGACGCGCCACGCAGUAUUCGGGAGCGUGCGGAGUGGCCAGCGGAACCGCAAGCAAGCGGAGGGCGCGGAGUCAGCUCGAGCAGACGCUGUGCGAUGAACGGCGGCGGCGUUUCUGCGCCUCAGAGCGGCAGACUCAAGACCAUCAAAGACGAGUGGCGUCAGGAGGACUGUCUGAGCCUGCUGGAGCGAAUUCGCAGCCUCCUGCCCGACGGCGACGCCAUGAAGUACAAAACCACCGAGUCGCACUUCGACUGGGACAAAGUCGGCUUCGGGAACUUCACGGGAGAAAUGUGUCGGCAGAAGUGGAGCAAAGUGUCCACGGAGGUGCGCAAGUACAGAACCAUGACGGAGCUCAUCAUGGACGCCAUCGAGUUUGUGAAAAACCCUUACAAAGGCAAGAAGCUGAAGACGCAUCCCGACUUCCCCAAGAAGCCCUUGACGCCGUACUUCCGCUUUUUCAUGGAGAAACGAGCCAAGUACGCCAAAAUCCACCCAGAGAUGAGCAACUUGGACCUGACUAAGAUUCUGUCCAAGAAGUACAAGGAGCUGCCCGACAAGAAGAAGCAAAAGUACGUGGCCGAGUUCCAGAGUGAGAAGGAAGCGUUUGAGAAGAACAUGGCUCGAUUCAAGCACGACCAUCCCGAGCUGAUGGAGGCCAGCAAAAAGUCGGACCUGCCCGAAAAGCCCAAAACUCCUCAGCAGCUUUGGUACAACCACGAGAAGAAGACCUACAUGAAGAUGCACCCGCAGGUGAGUCAGAAGGAGCUGAAGGAGGUUUUGAGGAGACAAUGGUCGCAGCUGUCGGACAAGAAGAGACUCAAGUGGAUCAGCAAAGCUUUGGAGCUCCAGAAGGACUAUGAGGACAGCAUGCGAGCGUAUCACCAGGCUCAUCCGGACGUCAGCGCGGACGAUCACGUCCGCUCGGUCCUUACAAAAGCAGAAAGACAACUCAAGGACAAAUUUGAUGGACGGCCAACCAAACCUCCUCCUAACGGCUACUCGCUGUACUGCGCUGAGCUGAUGGUGAACAUGAAGGACGUCCCGAGUACGGAGCGCAUGGUGCUGUGCAGCAAGCGCUGGAAGAUGAUGACCCAGAAGGAGAAGGACAUGUUUCAGAAGCGCUGCGAGCAGAGGAAGAAGCAGUAUGACGUGGACCUGCACAGAUUUCUGGAGAGUCUCCCGGAAGAGGAACGAGACCGAGUGGCGAGCGAGGAGAAGCUGGGCGGCGCCCGGGUUCCGGCGGGCGCCGUCUCCAGUCCGCACGCAGCCAAGUCGCCGCCCAUCAAGGAGGAGGCGGAGCCUGUGCUUUGGGCACCCCAGGGCACCAGGGAGCGACGUGACCCCAAGAAGAGCGGCAAGCUUCCCGACACCCCCAGAACGGCCGAGGAGAUGUGGCAGCACAGCGUCGCCGCUGACUUCCUCACCAAAUGCAGAAGCGACCGCAGGAAGGCGCAAGCGGCCAUGGAGGACGCAUGGAAGGCCAUGGAGAAGAAGGAGAAGAUUCCCUGGAUCAAGAAGGCCGCUGAGGACCAGAAGCGAUACGAGAGGGAGCUGUUGGAGCGGAGGCCGAGUCAGAAGAAGGCCAAGUUUGACGGAGAACCAAAGAAACCUCCGGUGAGCGGCUACCAGAUGUUUUCUCAGGAGCUCCUGACCAACGGGGAGCUGAACCACUUCAGCCUGAAGGAGCGAAUGGUGGAGAUCGGCAAACGUUGGCAUACACUGACGGCGAGCCAGAAGGACGCGUACAAGAAACACGUGGAUGCCACGCAGGCGCGAUACCGCGUGCUGCUCGACGCGUGGCUUAAGUCUUUGUCUCCGCAGGAUCGCGCCGCCUACAAGGAAUUCUCCUCCUCGAAGCGUCGCAGUACAUCGAAAGCCGGCAGCGGCCCCGCCCCUAAAAUGCUGGUGACAGCCAAGGGCAAAGCGGCGGCCUCCAAGGUGGCGCCUCCUGCCGCGGCCAAACGGGCGAUGGCGUACCGAGCCAAGCAGGAUGUGGUGUCCGACUCGGACGACGACAAGAGUGACUCGUCCGACUCUGACGAUGACGACGAGGAAGACGAGGACACGUCCGGUAGCUGCGACAGCGAAGACGACGACGACGAGCACGACGAUGACGAAGAAGAUCAGACGUCUUCUGACCAAUCCAGUGACUCGGACUAGCUCCGCCUGCUCAUUGGGGAUGGGCCAUGUCUCCUUGUGGGGGAGCUUUGUUUUUUCUCAGACAGGAGGUGGGGUUUGUACAGAAAGGGGAAGGGGUCUUCUUAAGAAAUAAAAGCACUUUUUUUUUUCUCUCUCUGAUUUAGGGGUUAGUGUCUGAAAGUGCGCCACUCAAUGCAACCCUCAAAUAAUAACAACAAUUUCAUGUACAGGUGUGGUUUUUUUUAUACAAUCAUGAAGUUAAAUUCACAAGUUGGAAAAGUCAAUGUGACAAGACCAGAUUUAUUGAAUAUAAACAAUCCAUCACCAGAUAAAUAAUCUGACCAUCCAUUACCCAUCAUCCCUCACCACCACACACCAUUUUUUUCCAAAACAUUCGUGGUUACCACAGAUACCAUUUAGCGUCAAGUCCCGCCAGCCUGUCAAAAGACAAUGUGCAUAUGUCAGUGAACGCACAACCAUGAUGCAUUCUGUGAACAUUUUGUCACAUUUUCUAAAAACCGUUUUAACCGCCUGAAAAAAGAAAAGCAGCAAAGCUAAAACAUUUGUGAAUGCGUGUCAUGGCGAUACAUCAUGGAGUUUGGCCUGGAGAUACGGCUUAACCUCCUCGAUGCCGUUCAGCUUCUCCAGCUCGUGGUAGGGUAGCUGCAACACAUCACGUGACGCGUUAGCCAAGUUUGGCAUCGAAUCGAGCUUUAUGAGAGCGGCCGCGGGUGGCGCACCUGCAGGAUGGCGUAUCCCAGCAGCUUCAGGUGGCGGUCCCUCAUAGCGCGAGAGCCGACCAGCACGCUCGAGUUGUGGCAGUAGUGCCACUUGUCGUUCACAGAGAUCACCAGCCUGAUAGGGAACACGCCGUCAAGUCGCCCACAACGUCGUGGAAUAAAAAGAAAAAGCCAUGAAAAAUCCUGACAGUAAUUUGAGAGAAUUGGAUUCAUCGUUUCAGCCCUAGAGGCCAAAGAUGCAGCGACUGCAUUCAUCAUUCCCGACUCCCCGAUAACUACAAAGGGAUUUUUAGAUGGUCCACUAUAUAGCUGAGUCGACUAUUGAGUGGACUAUCUAACCCUGAAACGAUUAAUCGAAUACUCCCAGUUCACUACAACAGGAUUUUUAUCUAGUGAACUACAAUGCUGAGAAAAAGUAUUUGCCCCUUCUCAAAUGUAUUUGUUCGCAUAGUUUAGCCACUUUAAUGUUUAAGAUAGUCAAACAAUGAAAAUAUCCGAAGCAGAUAACCAAAGUGAACAUAACAUGCAAAUAGUGGGUGAUUUUAUUCAUUAAGGGGAAAAAACAUAUUCAAACCUACAGUACCUGGCCCUGUGUGAAAAAGCAAUGGCCCCCUAAACCCAAAAACUGGUUGGGGCUCCCCUCGGCAGCAACAACUGAAAUCAAAGGUUUUCUGCAGAACCCAAGUGCGCUUCAGCUUGACGUCACCAACUGAUGGCUGAACAUUCUCCUUCAGGAUUUUCUAGUAAAGAGCAGAAUUCACGGUUCCUUCAAUCACAGCAGGUCAUCCGGGUCCUGAAUAAGGAGGGCAGCCCCAGACCAUCACUCUACUGCCAUCAUGUUAGACUGUAUGUUCGUUUUCAUCAGCAGUGGUUUUGGCCUUGGAACUUUCCUUAUUGUUGAGUCAUGAACGUUAACCUCCUCCAUCAUCUCAGUCCCCAUGAACCCUGCAAUUUCAGGUUUGAAUGACUACAGGCCCGUCACUCUUAACAUCUGUGGUCAUGAAGUCCUUUGAACGCCUCGAGCGUCGCAGCACCCUCUGCAGUUUGCCUACUGGGCAAACAGGUCUGUACUUCAUCCUGGAACACCUCAACGGUGCAGGGACCUACGUGAGGAUCCGGUUCGUUGACUUCAGCUCCGUUCAACACCAUCAUCCCUGAACUCCUCCAAACUUCUCCAGCUCAGCGUCUCGCCUGCUAUCUGCCAAUGGAUUUACAGCUUCCUGACGGGCAGGACGCAUCAGGUGAGACUGGUGUACACCACCUCAUCCACACGUACCACCAGCACCGGGGUGCCCCGGUCCUCUCUCCGCUGCUCUUAUCUCUCUACACGAACGACUGCACCUCAAUGCACCCGGGUCUCAAACUCCUGAAGUUGGCGGACAACACCACAGUCAUCGGCCUCAACAAAGACUCUUGACGAGUCUGCCUAUCGACAGGAAGUGGAGCGGCUGGAGUUUUGGUGCGGCCUAAACAACCUGGAACAAAUCAAGACUGGAGAGAUGAUCGUGGACUUCAGGAAACAUCCUUCGCCACAGCUGCCCAUCACGCUGUCCAACUGCCCUGUGUCAACUGUCGAGACCUUCAAGUUCCUGGAAAUUACAGUCUCUCAGGAACUGAAGUGGGAGACCAACCAUCAACUCCAUCCUCAAAAAGGCCCAGCAGAGGAUGUACUCUCUGUAAUGCCGCCCUAUGGGGGGCACAAGCCAGUGCAAACUAAAGGCCCGUCCCAAGCCCAGAUAAACGCAGAGGGUUGCGUCAGGAAAGGCAUCCGGCUUAAAACUUUGCCAAACAAAUGAGCGUUCAGCCAAAGAAUUCUUUCUGCACCAUUUGCACAAUCGGCACUGUACCAGAUCAUUGCACUCUCAGUCACUUUAAAUUGCUUGAGGACUGCAUCAUUUGCACAAUUGCCAUAAUAUCAGCAUCACCACACUAAUGGGACACUUUCCUUGCUCAAUGACUCGCCACACAUUUUUUUAUGUCCUAAAUGUAUACUUGGUCAUAGUGGCUCUUUGUUGUCAUACUAGUGUGGCUCCAAUUACCGGAGACAAAUUCCUUGUGUGUCUUCCAACAUACUUGGCCAAUAAAGCUGAUUCUGAUUAA
Messenger RNA from Phycodurus eques (leafy seadragon), 5629 nucleotides. It is a transcript of the gene ubtfl, whose product is annotated as upstream binding transcription factor, like. The coding region runs from base 744 to 2810 and encodes 688 amino acids. The transcript is spliced from 20 exons. NCBI's taxonomy places the organism in Eukaryota, Metazoa, Chordata, Actinopteri, Syngnathiformes, Syngnathidae. The record is from RefSeq and is a predicted model, not a curated record.